Physcomitrium patens is the source of this 3911-nucleotide messenger RNA. RefSeq lists its product as uncharacterized. Gene Ontology annotation, cellular component: Cul4A-RING E3 ubiquitin ligase complex. Lineage: Eukaryota; Viridiplantae; Streptophyta; Bryopsida; Funariales; Funariaceae. The record is from RefSeq and is a predicted model, not a curated record. Gene Ontology annotation, biological process: protein ubiquitination.
CCACCGGAUCUAGAACCAGUGCCAGCUUAGAUGAAAAAACGUUUGCCUGCUCUUCGCCAUGUCUGGAGCUUUCUCUCUCUCUAUCUCUCUCUAUCUCUCUCUUUUUUCAUUUUAGCUAAGGUCGUAGUUACCAAGCUCACGAGCAGGGUGAUUACAGAUAUUGCGUGGCUGGGAUUGUGUGGAGGAUACGAGUUGGAGGCUACGUAAGCUGAGAUGCAAUUUUCUUGUGAUUAUCAAGGACCACGUUUAGGAUUAUUGGUGUCGGAGCGGCACCGGUAGUGCAGGUGUUCUGUGAGUGCCGGUUUCUCCUCCAUGUCACGGUGAUAUUUGAUUCGACGCUGCUUUGAUUUGGUGCACAUGUUGUUCGUGGGCCGGGGUUGAGAAUCAGACCAUAGUGAGCGAACUCGCGCUGUGAGAUCUGUGUGCACGAGGCGUGCACUUUUACAGGGAUGCACUUACAAUUGUAGAGGCUUCUGGAGCUCUUGGGUGAAGCGUGUAGGAAGGUUCAGGAGUGUUUGGGAGGCUCCUAGGUGGUUGUCUCCUAACGCUCUCUUUGUCGCAAGGAGUUGUAGUGCGAAGUGAUAGUGAAAGGCUGGGUGUCUAUCUUCCUUCUUCAGGCAUUUCCAGCUCUUGAUUGGGGGUGGGCAAAGUUUGGAGGUUCCUGGGCGGGGUUCGUGGAUGAUCGUCUUCGGUGUCUGUCCCAUGCUGCCUCUUUAGAUGACCUAGUUAUGGCUCUUCACGGAAAUGCACUUUUGAUCCUGUGCGAGAAGCUAUCGACUUUGUAUCAUCGUUGAGAAAGAUCUCGGCAAUACUGUUCGGCCUCUCAAAUUGGGCCAUUUUCUGCGCUUGGUAUUGCUUACGGUUCUCAACUUUCGCUGCGGAACUCUUGCGGCGUGGUUCUUGAUCUUUACGGAUUUUCUUGCAACUUUGCCUCAGGAGGGUUUAUUACACUACUGCAAGACAUUGAGUGCUACCAACGCCGGUUCUUGCACUCACGGCUACGCUGACGUUUCAAGAGUGACAUUCAUGAACCCUAUGAAGGGACUGUGAGCUGUAUCACCACCCCAGUGGUUGCUCAACGGGGCUGUAGCAUAUCUGUCGUGUGGCGGAAGAGUAGGGAGUUGAUCUGGAUGGUUAUGUCUUCUACUGCCUGCUUCCAACUUCUAAAAUCACCCGAGAACUGAAGGAAGAGUUAUUCAAGAUUUUAAAGAGGCAACUUCUGAUCGGCGGGAUCAGAUCGCCUCAAUCUAAAUCCUCGAUGAGGGCUGAAGAGGAGAAGAAGAUUUGGUAGAUUGUUGCUAGGUGGAAAGAACUGUAGUGCGGUACCCGAAGCUAAUACUCUUCUUGACUUCCAUAUUCAGCAUGGAUAUGGGGUACAGCGAAGACUUGGGCAGAGUUAGCAGUCACGGAGUUGUUGACUUCCAGCUUCCAGAAGAAGACGUUGAAGGCGGAGAAGAUCUUUACGAAUUUGAUAUGGACCAAUUGCAAGCGGCAGAGGAUAUUGAUGCAGUUGACAACAUCUUGAAUGACGAAGAUGCGAUUGAUGCGAUCGAUGCGGAUUUCAACGUCAUAAGUGAUGAUGAUGCCAGCAUGGAUGGAAGGGGCGAUGAAGUUCCUGGUUCCCAGGAUGGUUUCACUUUUGACACAAACCUUGCUUCAAUGCACACUUACUUGGGAGAGGUUGACGAUGUAGCUAGUAGCCGCUCUUUUGUUGAUGGAGGAGCAUUUUUGACUCUGCCUAUGUUUUACUUGGAAGGUAUCGUGUUAUUUCCCGAUGAUACGCUGCCACUUCGAGUGUUGCAGCCAAGGUUCAAGGCUGCGGUUGAGCGAGCCAUGAAAAGUACGGAGGCGUAUAACACACUUGGUGUGAUUCACGUCCGCGCUAGGGAUGGGCAUGUCACUGUGGCUUCAGUUGGCACGACAGCUGAGAUCCGGCAGCUAAGACACCUCAAUGAUGGCUCUGUGAACGUCGUAACUAAGGGCCGGCAGCGCUUUCGCAUUUGCAAAGCCUGGACUGAAGCGGAUGGAGCGUUGUUCGCUCAAGUUCAGAUCAUUGAGGAGGAGACGCCUCUGCACAUACCACGAGAUGCGUUUUCACGCCUCGCUACGGUGCCCACCUUUCAGAGUGGCAAAGUUCCACGGGCAGCUGCCACCUCUCCUCUUCCCUACGAAUUGAGCGACGAUGAAGCAGCUCUUCAAGCUGGGAGUGACUUGGAUGCCUUCGACGAUUCUGAGUCUGAUUCUGGACCUGAAGACGAAAGGCAGAUCGAGAAUGAUGAUCUUUUACGGGUUUUGGAAAGGGGUGUUGGAGAUGAUGAAAGUAGUGAAGAAGAAGAAAGGCCAGGUCACGAUUGGCGGUCAAGAAGAGUUCGAAGAAGAGGGGAGGAGAAUGGAAGUCUUGAAGUAGAGAAUUACAGAGGCGGAGAGUCGCUGGUUAUGGGAGAUGUCCAGCCUAGUGUCAGAAUGGAUAAUCUUUUAUCGAAUGUUGAUCAGCCUAUGCACAGCUGUGAGUCUUCUGCAGUGGGUAAUGGGCUGGUGACGGGCGUUAAAAGGCCUCGAGAGGGUGGAUGGGGUGCUGCUUGUAAAGCUUGGGCGACAGACGCAAGGAAAUGGAGACACAAGGCUCAGUGUACAGCCUGGCCUCACUGGGUGUAUCGGCAGUUUGAUGCCUAUGACCUUGCAAGGAGAGCAGCAGAUAUGCUGAGGCAGAUGGCUGACCUUCCCCGCAUGGAGGCUAUGGUGCACACACCAAGUCAACUAUCGUAUUACAUUGCAAGCAACAUGCCUCUUCAAGAUUCGACCCGACAGGAACUGCUUGAAGUCGAUGGAACUGUGUAUCGACUGCGUCGAGAGAUUGAGUUGUUGGAGUCCAUGGACCAAUUACGCUGCAAAUGCUGCAUGGCCUUGAUUACAAGACGAAGCGACAUGCUAGUAAUGUCAGCAGAUGGUCCUAUCAGUGCGUAUGUGAAUGCCCAUGGCUAUGUGCAUGAAACCCUCACUCUCGCAAGGGCUCGAGGGCUUGUGCUGAAUGGACAACCUAACACUGCAAACAGCUGGUUUCCUGGAUAUGCAUGGGUUCUGGCAGAGUGUGCUGAAUGUACAGAGCACAUGGGUUGGCGCUUCACAGCUGUCAACAAGGAAAGUAGGCCUAAAGCAUUUUGGGGCAUUCGAAGGUCUCAACUGGCCGAGAACAGUUCGUAAUUGGAAAGAUUCUUUCAAAGCGUGCAAUUAUACAGACUUCGAGAUGUAUCAAGGCCUGUCGGUUGAGAAGCUUCAAAGGGUUACAUUGGAGAGGGGAUGAAACGGACCAACCACGCACUAGGAGAGGGCCGGUUGUGGCUAUUGGUUGUUCACUUCGCUGUACAUAAGGUGACUCAUCGAGGUUCUAUGUGGCAGGCAAGAUCUGGUCUGCUUACAAUUUUCUUUCCCGCAUGGAAGUGCUCCUGUAUUGAACUAGUUGACAUGUUGCGGUAGAACCAUGCGAUAUUGGUUGCCCUGCAGUUAAUCUCCGAAACGCAACGUCAUCCUCUCAAGAACCUCGAUCUCCAAAUCAUGACAUAUUUUUUUUUGUCAGGCACAGCACGCCUUGCAGGUGUGUAUAUUGUCCUGAUAUGUACUUAUUAGCAUCCCUGAACCUUUUAGCACAUUCAUUGAGGUGAUCAGUAUUGAAGAUGCUGUGGUCAUCCUUGCUUGCCUGUAUUUUGGCCCAUACAAAAAGCCUGAAUGAUGGCUUCUGACGAUACAUAGGACCAUGGCAUUUAUCUUGUUUAAGUCAGUGGACUUGUUUCCUGUUCUGCGGAUAUCAGUUUAGAAGACCAGAUGACUGUCAAGUAAAGAUGAUGCACUUGUGAAAUAUAAAUUCUUCAUUUUACUUUCCUGUCAGUAACCUUACCUCGACAGCUUGCACGCAA